Messenger RNA from Lates calcarifer (barramundi perch), 1529 nucleotides. RefSeq lists its product as uncharacterized. Bases 117 to 1529 code for a protein of 470 amino acids. The record is from RefSeq and is a predicted model, not a curated record. Lineage: Eukaryota; Metazoa; Chordata; Actinopteri; Centropomidae. The transcript is spliced from 12 exons.
ACAAGCAGACAUGGAGGCAGAGAUUUAGCAGGACCAAACAAGGUGUAUUUUACUAAAUGUUUGAACCUUUUUCCAGUUUCUAAAUGUGUUGAUCCUGAACGAGAAGAAGGUCUGCCAUGUGCGACGUGUACAGAGUCUCCUCCUCUGUCAGAGUGGAGCAGGUGGAGGCAGAGCUGUCGCAGCAACUCUCAGCACUCAGGGCAGAAAUAGAGGAGAAUGGAUUUCCACUCAGAGCUGGCAUCUCCAAAUCAUACAGCUCUGUUCCACCUCCAAAAGAUAUUUCCUUCUUCCGUGUGGAGAGGGAACAUGCGCUGAGGAGAGGGCUUCAGGUGGCUGAAGCUUUGCCAGUUCAGUCUCAGGCUGAUGUGAUGCAGAGAGAGCUGGAGAGUUGUUUGAGUCUGGAGUACACACCUGACAGUCUGCCUCCUCUCCUGCACCAGUUUUAUACGGACAGAUCAUAUCACUUGGCUCAGAUCAAAUAUCUGCUCAUGCUGAGAUGGAGGAGAUUUUGCCGCCACACCAGCGUAAUUGAGAAGCUUUAUCCUCAUUACAAGGAUCAGGUGUCAUAUCUGACGAGUGAGUACGAGGAUGCUGUCCAGAGAUCUCGCAGGCUGUCGGCGAGCAGAGAGAAGAUCCUGACCGGUCGAGGAAACCUCACUAACCUGCUCACUCAGGACGAUGUGGUCAUUUACCUCCGGUGGCUGGUCUGUCAUCUGCACUCUGUUCAGACCAUCCACAACUUCCUCAGGGUGCUGCACUAUAUACCAGCCUGUGAAAGGAAAGAUAAAGAAAAGGAGGAGAAAACUUUACAUCAGACUCAACCUGCUGAUGGUGAGAACCAAACCAACACUGAUCUGUCAGGGAGUUUCAGGACAAGCAGAAAAUGUCCCCUGCACUCUGCUCACCUGGAGGAGUUUCUACCUGAGCUGCAGUCAUUAAUCACCUACUUCCAUCUGUCAUAUGACACCAGGAAGCUCAGGACCACUGCAGAUGAGAUGGAGUUGUUCAGCAUGGUGUGGAGGGAGUUCAGAUCAAUCUUCAGACAACAGGAGCAGAUGAAAACAUUUCCUCAGUACGAUGGCACAGAGGUCAAAGAGAGCCAGUGGGGGAGGAAGAGCGCGAGCAUGGCUCUGAGGAAGGAGGCCAACUGGAUCCCUUUCAUUCAGGUGAAACCCAGGCGGGAUCCAUGGCAGCAGAAGCUCAUUACAAAGCUGAAGGAAAAAAAAUCUGUGGACGAGCUGCUGAGGAUGCACUGCAGCUUUCUUCAGGUCCCUGAUCUUCUCUACGUCGCAGCGGCUCUUAAAGACCACACCGCUCAUGUUGGUGAUUCUCACUCCUCUCCGACCUCAUCUGUCUCACACAGCAGUAAGACAAAGCGACAAAAGAUCUCCGAGAUCUGGACGAGAAACACAGAGUCAUUCAUCCACAUCCAGAGACAGAGGGAGCAACGACAGAAGGAGUUUGAAGAGUCCGAGGUCAGCAAACGAAAGGUGUGUAUUAUCUAUGCAAAGAAGAUUGCAACAAUAUGA